AUGUCCGGGUACAACGGAAAUGGAGAUACCAUAUCAAUCACAACAAAUUCUGUCACACCAAUUGCUCAUUCUCUUGUAUUGGAACAAUUUUUGCGGACAUCUAGUGAGUCUGCUUUGCUGUCGGAAACUGUUCCGGGUGUUAAAAUAGUCAAUACCAAGAAACAAACACUGUCUUCUCAAGUUGAUUGCUCUAAGGAGGCAAGAACUGAAAGAAAAUCUGCAACAUGUGCUAUUCAUAAUGAGAAUGAUGAUGAUUUGAAAGAUGGCCCAAUUAAGAGGAAACCUCGAAAUAUCCGAAAAGCCACAAACGCAUCUCAAUCGGAUAUCAAGAGCAUCAAUUCUAAAAUAAUGUUCUUUCAUCUUUGUCAUCUUCACAACUGGAACCGGACUGACGAUUCGGUAUUUUAUUUUCAAGGAAAGGAAACAUUAUUCCAUAAGUAUUUUCAGGAUGUCGCGGACGAAAUGGACGAUGAACAAACGAAAGAGCCAAUUCAGCAGACUAGUUCAAAACGACAACAGAAAAGAAAGAGCAGGGAUCAGAAUGUAAUAGAUGUUUUUUGCUACGCAAAAAUCCAAAAGCAACAGCAACGUGCAACAAUGACAUACAACCCAGACAUCAACAACUCGGUCAAUCUUCGACGCAACAUUAUGCGAGUGAUGAACGAAGCCGAGCGGAACGUCAGAACAUGGUCAAAUUACGUCAUCGAAGACAGGGCCAACAUGACAAAAUCUUUGGAUUGUCGAGCCAAAACGGCGAACACAUCUAAGACGAAGAUGUUUUCAGCCAUCAUGGUCAUCAACAACCUUGAGGAACAAUUCAAGGCGGACAACAAGUUAAUCAGAAGAUUGACGAAUAACGGAAUUAUCGACGACAAAUACUUCCUCCGAGAAAUGGCAAAAAACGACGUUCAGGAACACCUGCUCGAGGAUACCAUCAGGGAGACGAGGAGAUACGCGGAAGCAACGAUUGCAGAAAUGAUCUCAAUCGAAAGAGAAAUUCUGCAAGGAAGAGUCUCCAACCAUCUGGAGUUCGUGGACAUUCUUCGGAGCAGGAUGAUGGCAAGAGAGAUGAAUCAAAUGAGAGAAGCCUUUCUAACUGGGGCGGGAGCCUCGAUCGACGAUCGGAGAGACGAUGACGAACGACGUUCCAGAGUAGAUACAUCAUCCGACGACCAAUCUUCAAGACGAUCCACCUCGACAAGACGCUCACGCUCACUAUCAACGCAACGAUCAGCUACGCCACAGUAA
This is a messenger RNA of Caenorhabditis briggsae, 1248 nucleotides long. The record is from RefSeq and is a predicted model, not a curated record. The coding region runs from base 1 to 1248 and encodes 415 amino acids. The transcript is spliced from 3 exons. NCBI's taxonomy places the organism in Eukaryota, Metazoa, Nematoda, Chromadorea, Rhabditida, Rhabditidae.